CCACAUAAUAUCGUGCGUGCGUCCGCCGCAGAGACUAGAGAGAGAGAGAGAGAGAGAGAGAGAGAGAGAGAGAGUUUAUGUUUCCAAAAAGACAAGGAAAGCUCAGAUUUCAGAUUUAUGCCUAGAGAUAGAUACAGAUGAGCGACUGCAGAUGUCUGCCGCGUGAGCUUCACAUUGUUAAUUGUGGAUACUGAGUUGAAGAGAGAGUUUCCUUGUGUUUAAUCUUAAUAGUAACAUUAGUGAUUUCAAUUUCAUCGAUUUCGAUCAAAAGAAGGUUUCAUUUCAUGGAUUCCACCAAUUCCACCGUAGGGGAAUCCGUCGACAAGGUUGAGGAUGAGGUCGCUAGAGUGGUUGAGCAGGCCAAAGACCUUCAGGAUUCUGCGUCUUCUUUAAUCUCAAGGUCUUCCAACGAUGAGCAGUCCCUCCGCCAACGUGCUCUUUCCCUCGAGUCUUCUAUCCGUCGCUGCCGCUCCCUCCUCGAUUCCGCCCUUUCCCAUAAGCUUCUCGAUCCCAAGCUAGCUGAUAAGCUGGAAGAAGAUUUACAUAGAGCCAGAUGUAUCAUGCUUGAUGGAGAUGCCGCUGCUUUUCUUCCAGCCAAAGCUCAGGGCCGUUUUCUCAGAAUGUUUCUGGGACCAAUAAAUGUCCGAGCCUCUCGGAAAGAUAUUCAAUUGAAGGUUAAGGAGGAGUACAACGGUUACAGGGAUCGAACGGCCCUUCUUUUUCUUCUUUUCCCAUCAGUUUUACUGAUCCUACGAUCUUGGGUCUGGAAUGGAUGCUUGCCGGCAUUUCCUGUUCAGCUCUACCAGGUACUCUUAUUUUAUUUUAUAUAUUUUUUCGAGGAUUGUGUGGAUUUGCAAUUCCCAUGCAAGACUCAUCCUUCUCAUAUUCAGGCAUGGUUAUUGUUCCUCUACACUGGCUUGGCUUUGAGAGAGAACAUCUUAAGAGCCAAUGGAAGCGAUAUUCGUCCAUGGUGGAUAUACCAUCAUUACUGUGCUAUGAUUAUGGCCCUUGUUAGUCUCACAUGGGAAAUUAAAGGACAACCAAAUUGUGUCCAGAAGCAGAGAGGGGUGCAACUUUUCUUGCAAUGGGCAAUGAUGCAAGGUGUUUCCAUGCUUCUACAGAACAGAUAUCAACGCCAAAGACUUUAUACUCGUAUUGCCUUGGGGAAGGCUAAGAGAAUGGAUGUUGUUUGGGGUGAAACAGCUGGAGUGGAUGGCCAAUUGUGGCUUUUAUGCCCUAUACUCUUCAUUCUACAGGGUUUUGAGGCAUAUGUUGGACUACAAUUGCUCAAGACUGCAUUUGUAAGGGUCGUCUCUGAGUGGCAGGUAAUAUUCUGUGGGAUCCUUUUGGUGUUUAUGGCAGCUGGAAAUUUCCUGAACACAGUUCAGACACUCAUGGCAAAAUCAAAGUUUAAGGCGAAAAUGAAAAGAAGUAAGAGCAAGCAGGAAUUGGAUUGAUGCAAUUCCAGUCUUUUAUGAUUACUCUUCCUGUACCUAUAGUGAGCACAAUUUUGGAAUUUUUGGCUGGUCUUGAUCAUGCUUUGCAUUAGUUCACUUGGUAAGAAGUAGAGUUGGAUGCAAAAUUGAUACAAAGGAAUGGAAGUUGUUUGUGCUUUAA
Messenger RNA from Manihot esculenta (cassava), 1617 nucleotides. Its product is annotated as transmembrane protein 120 homolog. Bases 285 to 1457 code for a protein of 390 amino acids. The record is from RefSeq and is a predicted model, not a curated record. Gene Ontology annotation, cellular component: membrane. Lineage: Eukaryota; Viridiplantae; Streptophyta; Magnoliopsida; Malpighiales; Euphorbiaceae. The transcript is spliced from 9 exons.